Lampris incognitus (smalleye Pacific opah) is the source of this 2814-nucleotide messenger RNA. RefSeq names its product lysophosphatidic acid receptor 2b (gene lpar2b). Gene Ontology annotation, cellular component: membrane. The coding region runs from base 416 to 1516 and encodes 366 amino acids. The record is from RefSeq and is a predicted model, not a curated record. Gene Ontology annotation, molecular function: lysophosphatidic acid receptor activity. Lineage: Eukaryota; Metazoa; Chordata; Actinopteri; Lampriformes; Lampridae. Gene Ontology annotation, biological process: G protein-coupled receptor signaling pathway. The transcript is spliced from 5 exons.
CCUCGUCUCGGUGCGCUCAGGUGCUAGCGCCGACACCGCACAGGAGCUAAAGUCGGUAGUGGGGACGGGUAUUUUAUUCCCCCCCCCCCGAGGUCGGCGUUUGUUAAAGGUACGGAGGAUAAAAAAAAUGCACCUGGAGUGGACUUCUCAUAGAACAAAACACGAAUAAAAGGAUUCACGAAGGGGGUAGAGUGUCUCAGCAUUUCCCAAGAUUAAAAGCGUCACAUAUCAAACUGGAUGUGUACAUUCAUCACCUGUCAGGCUGACGGCAUGCUAAUUCUCAACCUACCAAUAGGGCAUGUCUGAAUGCCUCCCUAGUCCUACCCCUUGGCAUCCCAUCUGAGCCACCCAAAAGGCCUCUCCGUCCUCCAUUUUCAUCUACCCUAUUCUGAUCCUGCCGCCCGAUAGCCUCAAGAUGGAUAUGCUGACAAAAGACACUGAGUGCAUCAACAACCAGUCUGUCAAAUUUUUCUAUGACAAAAGUGGCAAGAACAUCAGCACCGAAUGGAGACCCCGUGACUAUGUGGUUGUCACUCUUGGCAUGUUUGUUUGUUUCAUUGUUAUCCUGUCCAACAUAUUGGUCAUGACAGCCAUUUUCCUCAACCGACGCUUUCACUUUCCCAUCUACUACCUGUUGGGAAACCUGGCUGCUGCAGACCUCUUCUCAGGGAUCUCCUACCUUCACUUGAUGUUUCAUACUGGGCCCUGGACUAUCAAUCUGUCCAGUAACCAGUGGUUUGUGCGCCAGGGCCUGAUUGAUACCAGCCUUACUGCAUCAGUUGUCAACCUGUUGGCUGUGGCAGUGGAGCGCCACCAAACCAUCUUCACCAUGCAGCUGCAUAGCAACAUGACCAACCAGCGCGUUGUGUUGCUCAUCAUAGGCAUCUGGGUGGUGGCAAUAAUCAUGGGCCUAAUUCCCACCAUGGGCUGGCACUGUCUGUGUGACUUAACUAAGUGCUCCACAAUGGCACCGCUAUACAGUCGCAGCUACCUGGUAUUCUGGGGCCUGCUCAACCUCCUGACCUUCAGCAUUAUGCUGGCUGUCUACACCAGGAUCUUCAUCUAUGUAAGACACAAGAGCCAGAGGAUGUCGCAGCACACCACACAGAUGAGACACAAGGAGACAGUGGUCAACCUGAUGAAGACUGUCUCCAUGAUUCUGGGCUGUUUUGUGAUCUGCUGGACGCCCGGCCUGGUGGUGUUGCUGCUGGACGGCCUUGGCUGUGACAAGUGUCAAGUGCUGCGCUAUGAGAAGUACUGCUUGAUUCUUGCUGAGUGCAACUCCUUCGUCAACCCCAUCAUCUACUCCUUCAGGGACAAGGAAAUGAGGAGGACCUUCAAGCGGAUCCUGUGCUGUUUGUGCCGACAGAAUGGCAAAGACAAAGGGGAUUCGGGAGUUCGCUUUAGCACCCUGGAUCACGAGACUUAUAAGAGUCGUGCUGAGCUGGAGAAGACCAAUGGGACCUCGCUCAUCUUGAAAGGCGCAAAGGACUUGGAGUCUUCUUCAGAGAGCUGAAACUGACAAAUACUAGGAUAACUAUUCAGCAGACCUUUUUGGCGAAAAGCAUACACGGUUGAAAUGGAGAAAGCAUACACGGUUGAAAUGGAGAUCCACUGACCCCAGUGUGGAUAUGGAAGGUCUUCAUAUUGACUAAUCGGUUGCCAUUCUAGCAGGGUCACAAAUAAGUGUCCAAUUUAAAACCAACAGACUGACUUUUAUACAGGACUUUGAGCCUUAUGAUCAUCCAAAAGGCAUCACUAUGCCACAAAUGGAAAGCUUUAUCAUUCAAGCAAGCCUUUUCAUUCCUGUCAGAUGCAAACAUAGAUUAUAAGAGCUUGUGGUAGAAACUAUAUCCCCACAGAUCUCAAAUCUUCAUUCUGGGCUCAUUGUGCCCUCAGACUUAUUCCCACAUGUACCAUUUUUAAUGUGUAUUACAUCCAGGAUUUUUACAUUUUAUGAAGUAUAUGAGCCUGCGUAGUUCAUUUACUCUUGUUUUUUAAGUCUAUGAAAACCUUUUUAAUCAUUAUAACUGAUAUAAACUCUUAUCAGCACACUCACAAUGACAUGGCAAAGACAUACAUGCUCUGUUGUUUUUCCCCUCACUCAGGAAUAUCCAUUUGAAUUACAUGUUGAUGCUUUUAUGUUGCACUUAACGGGUGAGGCCCAAUUUGGAUCUCGAUUCAAAACCAGUUCAGAACCACUGCUGCAGCUAAAAACACACGAGCAGCUGAACCAGAACUGUAAGCAUCACAGCUUAAAAGUGAUCUUUCUUCAAAUUUGGAUUGCUUUAUUUUUAUUUUUUCGCUUUAAUGUUAUUUUAAUUGCGUCUGUGAUUUUAGCUUAUGUGAAAAUGUUUCAGUCUUUGUGUGACAGGAUUGCUAUUAAAAUUGUCCUCACCAAAGCUAACUAUGAUCAUAUUGUAACAGUUGGCAGUAUCUAUUAAGUGAACCUUUAAAUGCUAACACCUCCAACCCAAAUGCAAGCCAUCAGAAAGGGAAUGUAUUUUAAGAUCCACAUAGCAUAAAUAAUUUAUUUUGUAAAGGGUCAAACUUUCUCACUGUGUCAGUUCGAGAUGUUUGAGAUCAUUUGAAGCAAAAGGGAAAGUUGGACUUAUAUGUAGUUUAGAUUAAUAAUAUAAAGAGAAUGUAACAGGAUGCUUUUAUGAAAAGCUCUCUGACUGUAUGACAGUUGUUGUGUCGUAGGCAAAACUUGAGUUGACAGUUUGGCCAUUUGUCACUCAGUGGUUGCAUCUAAGCUAUUAUAAUAAUCAGCCAACCUUACCAAUGGAAACUGAUAUGUCAUUAAAUACUUGA